Lasiosphaeria miniovina is the source of this 477-nucleotide messenger RNA. RefSeq lists its product as uncharacterized. Bases 1 to 477 code for a protein of 158 amino acids. The transcript is spliced from 2 exons. Lineage: Eukaryota; Fungi; Ascomycota; Sordariomycetes; Sordariales; Lasiosphaeriaceae. The record is from RefSeq and is a predicted model, not a curated record.
AUGCUCGCCCGCCCGUCUUCGGCGCGCGUUCUUCACCGACAAUCGAGAUCCUGCGCGCUGCCCAGCUGGACGCUCGAGUCGCUGCGCGUGACGUAUAGCGACGACACGUACACGCCGGGGACGGCGCAGCUCAACAUCACCAGCUCGGCUACCAACCGGACCGAGGCCGUGUCGUGCGACCUGCAAUUCAACAGCCUGUGCCAGAUAUUCGGCACGGCGGCCGAUGCCGCCCUGCAGAUCUACCUGCAGGUGAACCUCGACGCUGCAGUUAUCUCGUUCAACGAGUCCUGGACGGGCUGCAGCCCUAAUGGUCAGCCCGGGGUUCCGGUGCUACCGUCUUUUGCCGUAGGCUCCAGCGAAUUCGAGGUCGUCUGUCCAGCUCAGAUCGAAGACACCAUGUCGUGUACGGGCCCGGUUGGGGGCCCACUGUUGGUCAACACCAGCAUUGUCGCGUCCACGCCUGAAACAGACAUCUAA